AUGCAGCAGAUGGAGAGGGAGGGCGGGAAGGAAAUUAUGAUGAGUAAUUUUAAUCAUAGAUACAGUCAGUUUAGCAAUGAUUAUGAUAGGCAGCUGAAGCAGCAGAACGCUGAUGAUGAUUUAGGAGGAUUUGAUGAUUACAGUCACAAUUUUUUCAACAAUGUGAAUGGUAUAACUACUACUCCAUUCAAGCCCACCAGCGGCGGGGGCACUUCCACCAACUCCUCGCCGACGUCGUCGCCGGGCUCUCGUGGGUUCAUUGAGCACCCGGUUUCCAAGUUCGAUACCCUUGCCGGCGUUGCCAUCAAGUAUGGCGUUGAGGUGGCUGACAUAAAAAAGAAGAAUGGUCUGGUUACAGAUCAUCAAAUGUUUGCCCUGAAAACGCUCCGGAUUCCUCAUCCCGGGAGACACCCUCCAUCGCCAUGUUUGUCAAGUGGCGCUGACACCCCUGGGGGGAACAACUUGGACCACACGCCACUCCAGCGUGGAUACACUGAUCUCCUCGAUUCAUUCCAAACUCUGAGGCCAAAAUCUUCUUCUGGACGAAAGGCCUCCCCUGCAAUGACUUCUUUACAGGGUUACUAUGGUAUUUCUUCUCCUGCUGAUCUCAGACUCUCUCCGGACACCAACCCUCCUUUAAACCAUCACCGGAAAUCCAGGAGCUAUGUCAAUGUUUUGCUUGAUGAGAACAAUGCUGCAGAUGGUGACUCCAUGGUAAGAAGACGGCAGAAAUCAGAAGCCGACUUCCCAAACAUGCUGAUGAGGGAAGAGAACGGUAAUGGUAGCGCUUCAGUAUCAGCAGGGAAAACUGGGGGAAAAGGGUUGGCUUUAAGACCCAAAUCAGCAAACCGGAGUGGUUUGAUAUCAGAACUCGAGGCGGCGGCAGCAUCAGCAGGCAGUUUGAGCCCUAAUAAACCAGCUGGUGCUGGAGGAGAUCCUGCUGAUGUUGCCGACCUGGUUGCGUCGGUGAGGAAGUCAUCGAGCACAUCAAGUUUGAACGAGACAGAUGGCAGUGGUGGUUCAUUCCCAUGGCCGACUCCAAAAUGGAACCUGAAGGCAGACCUGCAGGCGCUGUCGGCAGCAGCCAUAGCCAGGCCUAUCUUCGAUGGUUUGCCGAAACCCUUGAGUGGGUGGAGAAACAAAGCUGCUGUUGACUAG
Molecule: messenger RNA, 1158 nt
Organism: Linum trigynum
Lineage: Eukaryota; Viridiplantae; Streptophyta; Magnoliopsida; Malpighiales; Linaceae
Source: the annotation of a GenBank genome assembly